Messenger RNA from Trematomus bernacchii (emerald rockcod), 2214 nucleotides. RefSeq names its product coiled-coil domain-containing protein 138-like. The coding region runs from base 183 to 1904 and encodes 573 amino acids. The transcript is spliced from 15 exons. Lineage: Eukaryota; Metazoa; Chordata; Actinopteri; Perciformes; Nototheniidae. The record is from RefSeq and is a predicted model, not a curated record.
UAGACACCGAGGUUGCUGAUACAGUCGAGCAGCUUAAGCAGAAAUAUUUGGAGAGGAAGAAGCAGGUUUGAGUUUAACAACAACUUUAAGUCACACACUCAUUCAGCUCGUUUGAAAACUUCAAGUUUCCAUCACCAGAAGACAUUUCAAUAGGAAGAAGUGAAGAGGCAGUACGGCAGAAUAUGUUGACCAAACGGCCAAGCAAAGAAUUGAAAAGCUACAGCAAGGCUUUAUAUGAGCUGUUCGAAGCAGUUUCUAAUAAUUCUGACCAGUUUGGCAGUGAUCGUGGUCUGCAUGGCAGUAAUCAGGACCUGAGGGGGGUCUCUGCAGGUUCCCCGCUUCAGUACUCCCAGGCUCUGUUUACAGAAACAGAUGUGACUCUGCCUUCCUCUCUGGAUGAGAGCCCCGGAGCCCAGGACAAUGCGAAAGAUGGGGAGUUGCGGAGAAUUCACCGACUUCCUGACAUGAGAUGUUCCUCUUCCUUAGUGCUAGAAAACGUGUACCAGGAGAUGAUGACCAUCUAUGAACAACUAAAGGCAGAGCGACUAGGCCAGCAGAGGUGGGAGAGGGAGCUGCAGGAGCGAGAGAGGGAGCUGCAGGAGAGGGAGAGGAGGCUGAGUCAGCAGGAAGAGGAGACUGUGAGGAGGCUGGUCAGGAUGGAGGAGAUGCUACACUCUAACACACCAACUGUAGAGGAGAAACACCAGCAAGAGCUGAGCGAGCUGCAGGAAGCUCUCCGAGAGAGGAGCAAGGAGAACAGGAGGCUCAAGGCCAGCUUCGACUCCAUCAAGGGGCUGAACGACAGCAUGAGGAAACAGUUGAAUGAGAUCAUUGAACAGAAUAAAAGGUUGGAGAGCCAAUCCAAGAGGGUGCAUGCUAGACUUGAGAACAUACAGAGGAAAUAUGAGCACAGCAUUGCAUUGAAAGGCUGUCAGAAAGUGAGCACAAAGAUGAUUAAACCAUCCCAAAAGGAGAGAACGGCUGCCUGUGGAAAAUCAAACAACAAGGGCAGCUCUAGUCCCACCUCUCUAAAGCUCCAGACCCUUCUCCUGGACUGGGUGCUUGAUGAACAGACGCUCUCAUCAGCAGCAGGAAACAAAGAGAAGGGUCUCGGCCACUGUCUGCCUCCAGAGAUCCUACUCAACGGGAGAUGCCUGAAGGUGCUGCCAUUAUUAGCAGAUCAGCUUCAUCACACUCCUUCAUCGGAACCAGACCUCCUUCUAAACCUUCUUCGAGUCAUCCUCUGGGCUUUGAGACAGAUGGACAGCAGCACACAGCAUGUAGCACUCUCUGCCACUCUGCGGCGGAUAGGAGAGGAAGUAUCAAAGACCCCGGCUCAGUUAGCGGUGCUUCAGUCUGAAGAUCCAGAGCGGCCCCCCUGCAGGAGCUGGCCUCUGUACCGCAGCCCCCAGCCUCACACACGCAUCCUCUCCACCCUCAUCAUCCUCCGCACCGUCACGCAAGCUGAUGUGCUGGCCCAGGCUCUGGACAGUCUGCGCACCGAGCUGAUGUCUGAGGAGAGCCGAGGCCUCUUCCUCCACUCUGGUGGCGUGUGUGUGCUGCUGUCCAUGCUCCGGGCCGGCCGUGGAGGGAUUCACACACCUGUAGACAUCCUCAUGCAGCUGGCUGAACAAUCCCGCUACUUAAAUCCCUUCCUUGAGGCGUGUAGCUGUGAAGAGUUUUUCCGAACGGCCGCCCAGCUUCUCAAAAACCCUCGUCUGGAGCUCCCGACGCUGGAGAAGCUCUCUGUCCUUCUGCAGAAGCUCUCCACCAUCAGGAAGAACCGCCGUCUGUUUGAGCGGUCCUCCCUCCACCUCCAAAUACAAGAGCUCAAUCACAAAGCCGACCACACACACAACUUCCUCUGCAUCAACCUCAGGUCCAUCCUCCACAACCUCCAAUAACACACACACACACACACGCUCACAUGUGUUUUAUGCUCUAGUAUUGGCUUUAUUAACAACCCAGGCCUCCCAGUGAGGAUGAAGGUGACUCUCUUUGUGUUUUAGUACUUCAGCAUGUUGCUUGGUCUUAUUGUUUUUCUAUCCCACAAUGCUAAUCUGAUGUCUUGUCCUCUGUUCCUUCUGUGAUUGUCAUGCUUGCCAGCGGACUUAAUGGGUGUCUGAUGUGCUCAGAGGAAGAGAGGCGGUGACUGGGAAGCUUUUUAAUGACAAUAAACAAAAACAACUGAAGGACAUUAAGACGGGACUGCAU